CUUGGAUCGCCUCGAGGCUUCAGUUGCGCACGGUCGAUCACCAGCCACGAGCUCUUACGGAUCUACGCAAACGGUGGGACUCGCGCGGGAUUUUGUUUCAUAGAAUUGGGAUCAGCUUUUGCCACACGUGCGCUUUCCACAGCAAAACGUGGAGAUUCCUCUGCUAGCUCGCAAAUUAGCAGACAGCUGCCAGCGGAUACUCAUAAUUUUGAGGUAAAAAUUGCCCCUAAAGCCGGUUUGAAGACCUCAUUCUCAUUUUAAUCGCUGGUCUUCUCACACCACAAUGAAGUACAUCCUGGUCACUGGUGGUGUCAUAUCUGGCAUUGGUAAAGGGAUCAUUGCCAGCAGUGUCGGUACACUCCUCAAGUCCUGUGGCCUUCAUGUCACAGCCAUCAAAAUUGACCCCUACAUCAACAUCGACGCUGGCACCUUCUCACCAUAUGAGCACGGUGAAGUGUUUGUCCUGGAUGAUGGAGGGGAGGUGGAUCUGGAUUUGGGUAACUAUGAGCGUUUCCUGGACAUUCGUCUAACCAGAGACAACAAUCUGACUACUGGAAAGAUCUACCAGUCUGUCAUCAACAAGGAGAGGAGAGGAGAUUACUUGGGCAAGACUGUACAGGUGGUGCCCCACAUCACAGAUGCCAUUCAGGAGUGGGUGAUGAAGCAGGCCAGAGUCUCAGUAGAUGAUGAUGGGGUGGAGCCUCAAGUCUGUGUCAUAGAGCUGGGAGGCACAGUAGGCGACAUAGAGAGCAUGCCAUUCAUCGAAGCCUUCAGACAGUUCCAGUUCAAAGUGAAGAGGGAGAACUUCUGCAACAUCCAUGUCAGCCUUGUACCACAGCCCGGUGCCACAGGAGAACAGAAAACCAAGCCAACCCAAAACAGUGUCCGAGAGCUCAGGGGACUCGGCUUGUCGCCAGAUUUGAUUAUGUGCCGCUGCUCCACGCCCUUAGAAACAGCUGUUAAGGAAAAGAUCUCCAUGUUCUGUCAUGUAGAGCCCACACAGGUGAUCUGCGUCCAUGACGUCUCGUCCAUUUACAGAGUGCCCCUGCUGCUGGAGGACCAGGGUGUGGUGGGCUUCUUCUGUCAGCGGCUGGACCUCCCCGUUGAGAUGAGGGCCAGAAAGAUGCUCACCAAGUGGAAGGAAAUGUCUGAAAGAUCUGACCGUCUCCUGGAGAACGUUUCCAUUGCCCUGGUGGGGAAAUACACCAAGUUAUCAGACUCCUAUGCCUCAGUUAUCAAGGCCUUAGAGCACUCAGCCCUCGCCAUUAACCACAAGCUAAAGGUUAAGUACAUAGAUUCAGCAGACCUGGAGGCCACCACACUACAGGAUGAUCCAGUGAAAUACCACGAAGCCUGGCAGAAGCUCUGCAGUUCGGAUGGCGUGUUGGUACCUGGAGGUUUUGGUGUGAGAGGAACUGAGGGCAAGAUUCAAGCUAUCAGCUGGGCGAGGAAACAGAAGAAGCCAUUCCUGGGGGUAUGUUUGGGCAUGCAGCUGGCAGUGUGCGAGUUUGCCCGCAAUGUUCUCGGAUGGCAAGAUGCCAACUCCACAGAAUUCGACCCAGAAUCCAAACACCCAGUGGUGAUUGACAUGCCAGAGCACAACCCAGGGCAGAUGGGCGGGACGAUGCGGUUGGGAAAGAGGCGGACCAUUUUCAAAUCUAGUAACAGUAUACUGAGAAAACUGUACGGAGAUGUGGAAUAUGUUGAUGAGAGACACAGACACAGAUUUGAGGUGAACCCAGACCUGAAGCACCACUUUGAAGACAAGGGUCUAAACUUUGUAGGUCAGGAUGUAGAAGGAGAGAGGAUGGAGGUUAUUGAGCUGGAAGAUCAUGUCUACUUUGUGGGGGUGCAGUACCAUCCAGAGUUCACCUCCAGGCCCAUCAAACCCUCUCCUCCAUACUUUGGUCUCCUGCUGGCCGCUGCAGGGAAACUCCAGGGCUACCUGCUCAAGGGCUGCCGCCUCUCACCACGAGACACUUACAGCGACCGCAGUGGCAGCAGCUCUCCUGACUCUGAGAUCUCUGAGCUUAAAUUCCCCUGUGUGUCCAAAGACUAAAACUCAGCCAGCUUUUGCCUGUGCCAGUGUACCUCAAGAUCUACGGACUCAGUGGUUAGUACAAGCUGUCUCUCAACCAGGAGAAUAGAAGGCCCAGAAAAAAAAGCCGGCCCACCAUUAACUCGACGACGGCAUCCGACUAAAAUGUCUUUUAAGCUGUUUUUAAGACUUUGAUUGGUUCUAUAAAUGGCAAUAUGGUGUUUCUUCUGUCAAUAUUUUAUGCCUUGAUUGAUUGUAUGGAUGUACAGGGGGGUUCCUUGUAGAUUUGCAGCAAUAAGAAAAAAAACUGAUCACAGUCUUGUUUGUAAGGGAAAACAAAGGAUGUGAAGACUGUGGAAUGCCUCAUAAAUUAAAACUAUGUUUAUGUUAAAUGGAUGAGUGGCUAACUAUAGAAUGAAGUGUGAGCGAUAAACAGAACGGUAUAGCAUGUUUUUUUUGUGCAGUUGUGUUUCAUCAGUAAGAAGAUGAUGGAUGUGCAAAAUUAUGAGGAGAUGGGUGAUGUAUUCUGCAGCAGGGAUAAGAAGUUGUAACUAGGUCAAGUAAAUGUGAAAAACAGCUGCCUGGAAGAAACGACAAUAAUGCAAUGAAAUACAACUGUUUACAGCUGGAGAUGUUUGCCUGUGUUGCAUCAAACAUUUGCCUAUGUAAGACUAUCAGUCAAUAUUGUAGUGGCACUCAUGUUUAUUCAUUUGAAAUAACUAUGUCUUCACGCUGUUUUAUGAUGCUUUGUGUUUGUAUAUAUAAACGUGUUUGCUAAUGUUGAGGCAAUCUAAACUUUAUAUGUAUCCUUCCUUCCAUCUCUGGUUACUACUUGCACUGUAUAGCAUGGUGUGUACAUGCAAAACCUUUUUCUGUAAUAAUGACCUUAAAUUGGUAAAAUUUAA
Messenger RNA from Myripristis murdjan (pinecone soldierfish), 2943 nucleotides. It is a transcript of the gene ctps1b, whose product is annotated as CTP synthase 1b. Lineage: Eukaryota; Metazoa; Chordata; Actinopteri; Holocentriformes; Holocentridae. The transcript has 18 exons. The record is from RefSeq and is a predicted model, not a curated record. Gene Ontology annotation, biological process: pyrimidine nucleobase biosynthetic process; CTP biosynthetic process. Bases 284 to 2059 code for a protein of 591 amino acids. Gene Ontology annotation, molecular function: CTP synthase activity; identical protein binding. Gene Ontology annotation, cellular component: cytoplasm; cytoophidium.